AUGAAGUUCUCUCAGUCAACGUGCUAUUCGGUCGCCAGCAUCUUUGCUUGCACUUGCGUGCAGGCGGCAAGUGGACUUACCGGCCUCAGCACGCCGAAGAUUGAUACUCAUUCGCACGUCUACCCAGAUUGGUAUCGACAAGCAGUCAUUGAUGCUGGUUGGGUUCCAGGUCCAGACGGAAAUGCCGCUCCACCUUUUUGGAACGUAUCUUAUCACCUUGACUUUAUGGCGGCAAACAACAUCGAGAAAAGCUACGUGAGCUGCUCCAGUCCAGGAACAAAUCUCUACCCGAACGACACAGCCACCAACAUUCACAUCACGCGGGAGUUCAACAACUACACAUCGGACCUCAAGCAGAAGUAUCCCAACAAAUUCGGGUUCUUCGCUUCCCUACCACUCCCUGAUAUCAACGCAGCACUCCUCGAAAUCGACCGGGCACUGGACGAACUAGAUGCCGACGGUUUUGUCUUCCUAUCAAACCACUGGGGACUGUACCACGGCGAUCCAAAACUGGCCCCAGUAUACAAGAAGCUCAACGACCGGAAAGCAGUGAUAUUCAUCCACCCAACCAAUCCAUGCCCGAAGGACGCUCCGGCAAACAUUACCGGCACACCUCGCCUCAACUACGUCGCGCCACUGAUGUGGGCAUAUCAAGCGCCUGUGCUAGAAUUCUUCUUCGACGCCGCGCGCACCGUCUCCGAUCUAAUCCUGACCGGCACGGUGCAGAAGUACGCCAACGUCAGAUGGAUCAUCCCACACUGCGGCGGCGUGCUGCCCGCGGUCUUCGAGCGAUUCCUACGCACGUCAUCUCUACUGGGCGCGAAGGUUGGCACUGACCGGCCUGCUGUCCCCUACACGCUCGCGAACGCCACAGCUCUGCUGCAGAAGCAAUUCUGGUUCGAUCUUGCGGGCUUCAGCAUGUCGAGUCAGAUCUGGAGUAUGAGUCGAUUGUUCGGCCCGAACAAGUUUCUCUACGGUAGCGAUUUUGCAUUCACAGCACCGGUGGGUGCGAUUGCCUUGACAGGCGACAUGAACACUACAUUGCCACAGAUAUAUAAUCAGACGGAGAUUGGCUGGAUCUUCAAAGAGAAUGCUGUUGGCUUACUGGGCAAAUAG
Exophiala bonariae is the source of this 1116-nucleotide messenger RNA. RefSeq lists its product as uncharacterized. Gene Ontology annotation, cellular component: cytoplasm; cytosol. Gene Ontology annotation, molecular function: hydrolase activity; carboxy-lyase activity. The record is from RefSeq and is a predicted model, not a curated record. The coding region runs from base 1 to 1116 and encodes 371 amino acids. The transcript is spliced from 3 exons. Gene Ontology annotation, biological process: secondary metabolic process. NCBI's taxonomy places the organism in Eukaryota, Fungi, Ascomycota, Eurotiomycetes, Chaetothyriales, Herpotrichiellaceae.